Messenger RNA from Gossypium raimondii (Peruvian cotton), 468 nucleotides. RefSeq lists its product as uncharacterized. The transcript has a single exon. The record is from RefSeq and is a predicted model, not a curated record. Bases 1 to 468 code for a protein of 155 amino acids. Lineage: Eukaryota; Viridiplantae; Streptophyta; Magnoliopsida; Malvales; Malvaceae.
AUGACCUAUCUGAGAGCGAUGUUCGCUCGACUUAGCCUAUUCGACAAUGGAAGUCUACUGGCAGAACUUCAGGUCAAACUGAUAUGGAUUGAACAGAUUCGAGGUAAAAAGUUAGGGGAUAAGCCUUUUAGGUUGCGUUUUCUUCAGGUUGAGAAUGGUGGCACUAUUGAUUUUGGGAUAAACAGUGAUAGGGUACAUAGUUUCCGCGGUCAAAUUUGUGUACCGAAUGAUGAGGAUUUAAGGCAGUCAAUUCUGAGAGAGUCGCAUGGUAGUCCCUAUACUAUGCAUCCUAGCGGGAACAAGAUGUAUCGAGAUCUUCGAGAAUUGUACUGGUGGCUAGGGUUCAAGUGUGAGGUUACCAACUUUGCUACUCGCUAUUUGACUUGUCAGGAGAUUAAGGCUGAGUAUCAGUUACCUUUGGGUUGUUGCAGCCGGUUAAGAUACCGUUAUGGACAUGGGAGCGAGUAA